Messenger RNA from Fusarium coffeatum, 759 nucleotides. RefSeq lists its product as uncharacterized. The coding region runs from base 1 to 759 and encodes 252 amino acids. Lineage: Eukaryota; Fungi; Ascomycota; Sordariomycetes; Hypocreales; Nectriaceae. The transcript has 3 exons. The record is from RefSeq and is a predicted model, not a curated record.
AUGGAGUCUCAGCCUCAGCCUCAACCUCAGAGUGAAACUCGUGCUCCGGCUCAGAACAUCCCUUCCAUGCCCACCAGAGCCACAGAGGAGGAUGUCCAGGCUAUCUUGAAAGGACCAGCGUUGAACCAUCUGGCACCUGUUCCUGGUGGCAAAUGGAGAGUGCUCAGUCGAACGACGAACGCAAUAGAGGUCGCGUACGUUGUUAACCACACCCAAAUCUUGGCCAUGACUGUCCAACUUGGUGCCAACCCCGCUCUGGUCGCUGAUCAAUGUUGGCAACAUGUUUACGGCUAUCCUACAGGUGUAGCUUCACUCGUCGAUGGCGCUCUGCAAGAGUGGGAACCACCUGUUUCGAAUGUUGGAAACCGUGCUGAAGAGAUGGAGUCUCUUACCCAGAUGUACAACCAGGUACUGGACGCGAAUAGCAUCAUGGCGACAGGUACUAUCGCUCGUCAAUCUGACACAUCGCCGACGUCUCUCGAUGUCUCGCUCUCUGAGCCUGAUCAUUUUCCUACUUCCACUGUCGACCAUGAGCAGCCUUACAGUCAGGCUCAGAUACACGUUCCGGUGGUGACUCAGGCGGGGUCGUUCCAGCAGGUGCAGGUCAUGAACAUGUCUGGACAUGGCACAAGUGUAGUCCCCGCGUUCCAGGACAUGGCCGACUCGAUGCAGGCUACCCUUCCAUUCAUGUCUCAUGACGGACAUGUCAACGAACCUGAUGACAACCCUCGUUGGGACUCUUUUACCCAGAAUACUUGA